AAUGUCUCGGGUUUAGCUUGGGGACUUCGAUGAACCUCAAGAGGCUUUGUGAAGUUGUUGAGAGCUCAGAAAACUGCCACGAAAACACCAACUUUGACUAUUAUUCAAAAUCUGACACGGAAACAACGAGUUCUUCUGCAUCUACUGCCACUGUGCCUCCUUCAGCUACGACUGUUACUGCCACUACAACGAUCUCACCAACUACUACGACUCCGCUUCCUUCAACUAAGUCUGCCAUCACGAUGACUUCACCAACUACUACGACUCCGCCUCCUUCAACUACGUCUGUUACUGCUACUACAACGCCUUCACCAACUACUACGACUCCGCCUCCUUCAACUACGUCUGUUACUGCCACUACAACGCCUUCACCAACUACUACGACUCCGCCUCCUUCAGCUACGUCUGUUACUGCUACUACAACGCCUUCACCAAUUACUACGACUCCGCCUCCUUCAACUACGUCUGUUACUGCCACUACAACGCCUUCACCAAUUACUACGACUCCGCCUCCUUCAACUACGUCUGUUACUACCACUACAACGCCUUCACCAGCUACUACGACUCCGCCUCCUUCAACUACGUCUGUUACUGGUACUACAACGCCUUCACCAACUGCUACGACUCCGCCUCCUUCAACUACGUCUGUUACUGCUACUACAACGCCUUCACCAACUGCUACGACUCCGCCUCCUUCAACUACAUCUGUUACUACCACUACAACGCCUUCACCAACUACUACGACUCCGCCUCCUUCAACUACAUCUGUUACUACCACUACAACUACCUCAUCAACCACUACGACUCCGCCUCCUUCAACUGCACCUGUCACAACGACUUCAACAACAAUUAGGACUCUGCCUCCAACUACAACUGGCUCUCCUACGACUCUUACAACAGCGAGUUCGAUUUCCCUGCUCGACACAGAAACGAACAAGGUGGUGAUAGGAAUACAUACAGACAGUGAUAAAAAGACUCUGAUAUCACUGAUCACGCAAACGAUGACCUGGACCGGCUCACCAUACAGCAAAACGGGGGGAAGCCAAUGCAACAACAACAGUGUCGUCACCGCCACACUGAGUGAUGCCUCAGAGUUCUGGUGCACCCCGGUAAGUGGCAGCGUGUCCAGCAGCAACUGUACUCAGGUGGACGUGAAUUCCUCCACCAAAAGCUGCAGCUGUCCCACCCAAUACGUGUGCACAUCGGUGUUCUCGGGCAACCCCAAGGCUCACAUCAAGUGCUGCAAGCUAACUUCGUCAUAGUUUAUGACACCUUCGAGAACCUGGGAGUCUUCUCUCUCUCGAAAAAAAAAAAAGUCAACAGAACAACUGUGAAGGAAGGAGUUGGACGACGUGGUUUGAACAAAAUGUGGCAGUUUCUGUUCCUCGCAGAGGCCGGAGGAUGAUAUUGUACGCCCUGCUUGCCGAGUUAACGAGAAUUUUGCUCGUCGCACGAGAUAAUGACGGCACAGCAGCUCCCAUUAACCACACCUGCGAUAAUAAGCAUAUCUGCGGGCGAUGCAUAUUUAUUGUGAAAUGCUGAGUUUUCUCUCUCUCUCUCUCUCUCUCUCUCUCUCUCUCUCUCUCUGUCUGUCUGUCUGUCUUGACUCGUCAUGAAUUACUUGUAUUAAAUAAAGGCAUGCUGAAAAGACCACUCCAGUCAAUUGAAUGCAUUUUAUGUGUAUACCUAACUACAUGAGCUGAGAGGGAUGGCGCGCAGGGAGGCACAUAGACAGACAUAUAUUGGGAAGAGAUGCAAGUUGUUGGGCAGCAUAAGCUUCCCGCACAGCUGAGUGAGAAAUGUUUACGGUAUGCCCGGUCAAAGUUCAAUCUAGUGGUGAGUUUGGCCUUUGGUUUGUUUCUGUAGCGAGUUUGAUGAAAGAACUUGGGAGCGAAAAUAAAUAAUGAAAUUGCACGAGUUAUUUAUUGCAAC
Molecule: messenger RNA, 1932 nt
Organism: Scylla paramamosain (green mud crab)
Lineage: Eukaryota; Metazoa; Arthropoda; Malacostraca; Decapoda; Portunidae
Product: mucin-2-like
Exons: 4
Coding region: 30-1262 (410 amino acids)
Source: RefSeq, a predicted model, not a curated record